AUGGCACCAGCUGGAGGCCCUCGAGCCAAGAAGGGUAUCUUGGAGCGUCUGGACAGCGGGGAGGUUGUAGUUGGGGACGGUGGCUUUCUCUUCACUCUGGAAAAGAGAGGCUUCGUGAAGGCAGGACUCUGGACUCCAGAAGCAGUGGUAGAGCAUCCAAGUGCAGUUCGUCAGCUGCACACAGAAUUCUUGAGAGCGGGAGCUGAUGUCUUGCAGACAUUCACCUUUUCUGCCACCGAAGACCGUAUGGAGAGUAAGUGGGAAGCCGUGAAUGCAGCUGCCUGUGACCUGGCCCAGGAGGUGGCUGGUGGAGGGGACGCUUUGGUGGCAGGGGGCAUCUGCCAGACGGCACUCUACAAGUACCACAAGGAUGAAACUAGAAUUAAAAACAUUUUUCGACUACAACUAGAAGUUUUUGCCAGGAAACACGUGGACUUCUUGAUUGCAGAGUAUUUUGAGCAUGUGGAAGAAGCCGCGUGGGCUGUGGAAGUCUUGAGAGAGGUGGGGGCACCCGUGGCUGUGACCAUGUGUAUCGGCCCCAAGGGGGACAUGCACGACGUGACACCCGGAGAGUGUGCGGUGAAGCUGGCGCGAGCAGGGGCGAACAUCAUUGGGGUCAACUGUCGGUUUGGGCCCCAGACCAGCUUGCAGACCAUGAGGCUCAUGAAGGAGGGCCUCAGGGAUGCCGGCCUGCAAGCUCACCUCAUGGUCCAGUGCUUGGGUUUCCACACACCAGAUUGCGGCAAGGGAGGGUUUGUAGACCUCCCAGAAUAUCCCUUCGGCCUGGAGCCAAGAGUUGCAACCAGAUGGGAUAUUCAAAAAUACGCCAGAGAGGCCUACAACCUGGGGGUCAGGUACAUCGGCGGCUGCUGCGGGUUUGAGCCCUACCACAUCAGAGCGAUUGCAGAGGAGCUGGCCCCAGAAAGGGGAUUUUUGCCACCAGCUUCAGAAAAACAUGGCGGCUGGGGAAGUGGUUUGAACAUGCACACCAAACCCUGGAUCAGAGCAAGGGCUAGACGGGAAUACUGGGAGAAUCUGCUGCCAGCCUCAGGAAGACCUUUCUGUCCUUCCCUCUCAAAGCCAGAUGCGUAA
This is a messenger RNA of Apodemus sylvaticus (European woodmouse), 1092 nucleotides long. It is a transcript of the gene Bhmt2, whose product is annotated as betaine--homocysteine S-methyltransferase 2. The record is from RefSeq and is a predicted model, not a curated record. NCBI's taxonomy places the organism in Eukaryota, Metazoa, Chordata, Mammalia, Rodentia, Muridae. Gene Ontology annotation, molecular function: betaine-homocysteine S-methyltransferase activity; zinc ion binding. The transcript has 8 exons. The coding region runs from base 1 to 1092 and encodes 363 amino acids.